Rhipicephalus sanguineus (brown dog tick) is the source of this 948-nucleotide messenger RNA. RefSeq lists its product as uncharacterized. The coding region runs from base 1 to 948 and encodes 315 amino acids. The record is from RefSeq and is a predicted model, not a curated record. NCBI's taxonomy places the organism in Eukaryota, Metazoa, Arthropoda, Arachnida, Ixodida, Ixodidae. The transcript has 2 exons.
AUGCUAAGUUCUCUCAUCUUGGAUAAGCAUUCAGCGCCUGGCAGACGAAACCUGAGAAUAAUUGCAACAAAACUUGUGUCAAUGUAUCCUUCAACAUUUCAGGAUUUGUUAGAGGGUACAGUUGUUGGCACAGGAGUUGAGACGUUAAUGUGGAAGCUCGAAAACGGCAUCAACAGCAAGAAGAGACCAAUUGCGCACGCGCUGCCUGCAGAAAUUUAUGACCCAUACUCAUUCCAGCCACGUCCACGAUCUAGACGUGACUCCUACGGUUGCCUAGCAUGGCAACCAGAGCUUCCAAGUGGAGAAAAUAUGUUGACACAACGGGAAAAGCAGCAGCAGCUCCUUUGUGAGCAUGCUAAAAUGUACCCCAACAAGCAACUUGUCUGUCGUUUGAUGAUAGAGACGUAUGCAUCUCAAAGACUGACCAUUAAUCACUCAAGGAGUGUGACAGAGGUGAAAAAAAACUGGCCAUUUUUGUUUACUGAGGACUGUCUUCUUGAGCAUUCCAAGAAGCUACUCGGUAGUGAGGUUUGCCAAAGGCUUGAUGCUAGCAUGGAAAUUGUUGGGCUUCGUGUAUAUCGCUAUGCUUACAGUCAGAUAAAAGGGCCAAAGGUGAAGAAAUGUCUCGAAGAAUAUGAACAAGCAAAGAACCGCCUGAAGAGUGUGACACCAGAGCAUGAAGGUGCACUUGUUCUCCUCCUUGCCCUGCUUGACGAGGAUGAAGAGCUCAUCUACAAGACCGUUGAGGCAAGCUUAAAAUUUUCCCUUCCUCUCCCAUCUGGACCGGGUCUUUUUGAGGCAGAAAUGUUCACUGUCUGUGUGGAUGGUGUUGCUCUAUUGACUACUCAGCGGGCUGCAGCUUUCAAAGUCAUGUUUCUCUUAUACUUUGUCCUUAACAUCGAGUAUCCACCUGAAGUGGCUUUGACAUUGGAGUUUGUGCAGAGGUGA